Molecule: messenger RNA, 1370 nt
Organism: Neltuma alba
Lineage: Eukaryota; Viridiplantae; Streptophyta; Magnoliopsida; Fabales; Fabaceae
Product: mediator of RNA polymerase II transcription subunit 20a
Exons: 5
Coding region: 88-756 (222 amino acids)
Biological process (GO): regulation of transcription by RNA polymerase II
Cellular component (GO): mediator complex
Molecular function (GO): transcription coactivator activity
Source: RefSeq, a predicted model, not a curated record
CUGCCUUCUGGAUUCGCGAGUGAGAAGCGGCGCUGCCUAGCAAUUUACAGAGCGGAAGUGCUAGUGGUGCUUCCUUCAAGCUGGAGGAUGACUGUCAAAUGGGUUUUGCACUGGCAGCCCAACGCAGGAACUUUGGUGAAUAGCCAAAUUCUUAAUGAAAUUUCUCAGUGCGUUGAGAGCAUCAAUGGUGUCAAAGACGGAAGAUGGAAAGCGACUCUAACAUUCUAUCGACCCAAUUUACGAGACCCGUCGCUGCAGGCCGAAUUUCCGCGUGAUUUUCUGGGGAUAUCGCUUCUAGAGCAACCUCACAAAUACUACUUCAUAAUUCGCGGCCAGAGGAUCGUUCUUGAAGCAGAUUCUUCAAUUCUGACUAUAAUGGAGAAGCUGCAAUCGUACAAGUCCAAGGUGGCACUCAAUUUCGAGGGUGUGGUGUAUAAACUUGGUGACUUUCAGCUGAAAGUUGGAAAAGUUGCCACUAGUACUUCUGAAAGCCUGAGAGGAAUUGUGAUGGAGUUUGAGUAUCUCCCCAUUUCAUCCAUGGAGAAAUCUAGGCAGCUUAUGGAAGAAUUCCUUAACAUGUGGCGAGAAAUAGUGUCAAAAAAAUCAUUACCAGGUCAAUUCAUGCACGUGGAACCAAAUUACGCAGAAUAUGGUCUGUUGGAUAAAUAUACUUCGCAACAUACAGCUGUUCUGUAUGCUACUGCGUUCGCCCAACUCAUUGUACAACAACAAGCCGGGCAGCCUACGAGGAAUUAGGGAGACCGAAUGGGUUCUAUUUUCGCCUGUUACUUGACUGUCUGUUCUCUUCCCUCAAGUAAUGUUUGAAUCUAGGAGAAUCGAGAAGAAAAGAAAGAGAGGUUGGAUUUUACUCAAGGGAAGCGUCCAGAUUAAGCUUUCCUUCUCAAUUUUCUUGGACCCAAAAAGUUGAAUACCAUGCUGUCUAGCUUCUAUGUGAUUUUGUAUUAUUGCAUGCAGCCACCUGGAUCACCUUUGGUUUAGCUGGUGAAGUGGGAAAAAAAUUAGGCCUUGCUAAGAGAGGUGAGGGAGAAAGCAGCAAGGAUUAUCCAGAUGCUCUUCUGGUUGUGUUUGUUGCCAAAAGAAACAGAGCUGUUGCGUCCUUCAAAUUCCCCCCAGUGGGAAGAAUUGUGAUUCAAUGUCUUUUCAAGUAUAUAGUCAUCUAAAUCUAUAUGUCAUGCUACCUCCGUUGUUAAUUAUAUGACCUCAUUUAUAAUCUACAAACAAAGUCUUAUAAUUAGAACCAAAGGUAGUAUAUUGUGUUUUCCUCUUAUUGAUCAAACUGCUGCACGCGCAUCUCCUUAGUUUUUAUUAUUGAUUCUUGAAUCUUGAUUUGGUAAUGAUUAAAUUUAUAU